Molecule: messenger RNA, 1545 nt
Organism: Lotus japonicus
Lineage: Eukaryota; Viridiplantae; Streptophyta; Magnoliopsida; Fabales; Fabaceae
Product: nuclear transcription factor Y subunit C-2-like
Exons: 1
Coding region: 216-1052 (278 amino acids)
Biological process (GO): regulation of DNA-templated transcription
Cellular component (GO): nucleus
Molecular function (GO): protein heterodimerization activity; DNA-binding transcription activator activity, RNA polymerase II-specific; DNA binding
Source: RefSeq, a predicted model, not a curated record
GCAAUUUUUUCCUUAUUUUUCUUACCACACAUGUCAUCUGUUUUUUUUUUUCAUGAUUCUUUUUUUAUUGUUAACUUGUGAUGGAGUAUGAUUAAUAGAACUCUAUGACUCUGCAUUAAUCAUUUGUGUGCUUUGGCUCCACGAAAGUUUUUAUUUAACAUUUUUAUUCAAUCUACAUUGUUAUUUCUCAUGAAUCUUUUUUCUAUAAUAACAGCAUGGAUGAAAAGCAUUCUGAGCCAGAGCAACCAGAAGGAGGGGAACACACUCCAGCACAAGAAGCUAAUAUCACAAACCAAAUAGCAGCACCAACCCAGAUAGCUGGUGGUUCAUCCUCUUCAUGCUACCCGAUUGGGCAACUCUAUCCUCACCAACACAACCACCAGCAAGCAUUGCAGAGUCAACUGCAGAACUUUUGGAAAGCCCAGUUUGAGGAAAUUGAGAACAUUGAGAAGACCACUAAAUUCAACCAUGCAUUGCCUCUGGCGAGGAUCAAGAAGGUCAUGAAAGCUGGUGAAGGUGUGAAAAUGGUAGCAGGCGAGGCUCCUGUUCUGUUCGCCAAGGCGUGCGAGAUGUUCAUUAUGGAGCUAACAAUGAGGUCUUGGGUGAAUGCUGAGGAGAACAAGAGGAGGACCCUUAAGAAGAGUGACAUUGCAUCUGCAAUCUCUGGGACUGAUUUAUAUGAUUUUCUCGUUGAUGUUGUUCCUAAGGGUGAGACACUGGAGCGUGAAGUGCAUGUUGAAAUUCCGCCAAGAAGGGGAAAUGUUGCUGAGGUUGUUCAGAAUGUUCCAGUUGUUCAGAACGUUCCUCCUCCUCAUCCUUACUAUUAUGUGCCAUCACCAGCUCAAUAUUUUGCUGCUGGAGGUCCAUCACAUGGUGUGAUUCCUCCAAGUAUGGUUAUGGCAAGGCCACCUUUUAAUCAUCCAAUUUAUGGACAGCAACCACCAUAUCCUUAUGGUCUUCAAGUAGUGUAUCCAGCCCCAAAAUGUCUGAUGAUGAAAAACUCUCCAGAUUCCGAUGAUCAGGACGACAAAUCUACUGCAGGAAGUGCCUGAAUAUUGAGUUUGAGUGAAGCUACCCACCCUCAUCUUCUCCUUUACUUUUUUAUUAAAUUGCAUGUUAAGACCGUGGUAAUGUUCUUAUGAAUAUCCAUAAAUAAAGUAUGAGAUUGUUGUAAAAUGACUCAUAAGUAAAAUAGAGUGUUGAACUAUAUUUAAGUAAAAUGACUUGUACACUUAAUGCCUUAAAAUUUUGAGCUACUUCACUAAUACAGUUUAGUCUUUGUACAAUAUAUGUGGUGUGCAGAGACAUACUCAUGCCCCUUCAUGUUCAUAUCUUUCUUCCCUCUAUUAAUGAAGCAGAGCAACUUGGUGUAGCGAAGUUGGGAUGGUGGAGGAACAUAGGGGAUCAGGGGACUGCAUGACCUCAUGACAAAGGAAGAGAAAGAUGGGGUUAUUUUUGUAAAUUUCUUUUCUAAACCUUAUUCAAUCUUAGCCUUUCACUUUGUUUAUUAUUAUAUCUAUGUCUUUUGUUCAAGUAGUAUGGUGC